AUGAAUCUUAAAAAAAUCAAAAUCAAUACAAGCAGUGAUCGUGGUAGUAAAAAAGAUGAAUAUUUCAAAUUAAAGAGAUUUAAACCCGUUGUCAAGUCCGUGUUUUUUGUCAGAAGUCUAGUUAAAGGUUUAAAAGAUGAUUUAAUUGAAGAAUUGUCAAUAAACGACAUCCAAGUUUUUACAUUUUUUCCAUACAUUUCCAAAAAAAGUGAUGAACAUAAAAACGAGGAACAUGAAAAUAAAGAUCAAGCUACCGCGUUUCGAGUCUUCAUCGAUAAAGAAGAUACAGACAAAAUGCGCAAACCAGAAAUUUUUCCAUCGCAGGUAGUAGCACUAUAUAAAAAUAGAAACGACAAACGAGGCGGAGGUGUUGGUAUGUUCAUAAAGCAUGACAUCAAAUAUGUUGUUAAUGACGACAGUGCAUUUGAUUAUGAAAAUAUCGACGUUCUUUGUGUGAACAUUGAAACAGGGCAUGCCUCAUCUAGAGGUUAUGGGACCCAGAUAACGUUUUUCUUAAUUAAUUGA
Molecule: messenger RNA, 525 nt
Organism: Helobdella robusta
Lineage: Eukaryota; Metazoa; Annelida; Clitellata; Rhynchobdellida; Glossiphoniidae
Exons: 3
Coding region: 1-525 (174 amino acids)
Source: RefSeq, a predicted model, not a curated record